GUCCUUUCCUUUUUUGGGUACUGCAGAGGGCUUGUUAAGGGGUAUUUGUGGGAACUGUUAAAGGGAGCAUCCCUGUGUUGUCCUGUUUGCCUUCCCUGUUUGCCCACGAUAGCCCAAAGUGCUGCGGACUGAGGUGUAGGGGAGGUCAAGGCCAGCACCUCCUUUACUAGAGCCCUCAAGUGUCACCGUUGUGCCAGGUGGGUGGGAAUGAGUGUGAGUGUGUGUGUGUGCGCGCGCGUUCGUGUGAGUGCACGUGCCACUUGCAGCUGUACAUUUAUGGGGUCAGGGGCAAACAGGCUGCAGAAGGAGGAGCCCUGCUGUCAUUCAGGAAGCUUUCUCUUCCUUGGGUCGGCCUGGGUUGGACCUAGCAAGGAGCCUAGGAAGCCUUUCCAGAGCCUGAGACGGCCACCCACGCCCGCCUGUGCUAGCUGGUUCCAGCGGGCAGAGAUGACGGGCACUGGUGCAGAAGUCAGGAGGACCAGACUCCACCAAGGGUCCCUCCCCAUUAGUGCCAGUCCGGGUCCCUCUGAGGCACCCAUCUGCCAAGUAACGCCGCUACUUCCCCUUCCUGCCAUUAUUAACCCACUUUCGUUUAUUUUCUUAGUUUUAGCCGAUUCCCAAUGGGCUUCCUCUCAGCUCCUGUGGGUGGGCCUGGGUAAGUUUAUAAGUGAUGUCUCCCUUAGUUUGGAGGGGGCGGCAGCCAGCAGAGGCAACACCACGCACGUUAUGACUCCCGCAGAUUUCCACUGUGUGGCCAGGCGGGUGGGUGGGGGAGUCUCUGCACCAAAGACGUCUUGACUCUGCCCCUUCCCUCUUACUACACCCAGCCCAAGCAGCUCGGUUUCUUGUGUCAAAACCAGUGAAGAGCCUGUGGGGAGCCCUUUGCCAGGUGAAUGAGGCCAGCGUAGGGGGCUUCGAUGUCGUGGCCCCUUGGGGCGGGGGUGGCAAUAAUACUUCAGCUUCUGUUUCCCUUGGGCAGGGUAGUGGAGGGGCACCCAGGGUUUUCUGUGGGUGGGGGGCAAGGACUCUGAGUGCCUGCAGCACCUCCUGGUCUCUGAUUGCUGUAAACUGUUACUGUUUUGUAUGAACAAAGUUGUCUUUACUAAACAGAUCUAAUAGUUGAAAGGGGUUUUUUCUUUUCUUCAUGUGACUCAGCCCCCCAGCCCUUGUAUGAUGACAGGGCAGAGUCCAGUGCCCUCGGGGAGGAAAGUAGAGGAAAGGGAAGGCUCCUGGUGAGAGGGACCAGCUCCAGGCCUGCCAGCACGUACCUGGUGUGGGGACGUGAAUGCACUUGCCCUUCUGUGGAGGAGAGCAGGGGUGCCUGUGAGGGAUGGGCAGCCCUGUUCUUUUGCCAGUACUGAAUCAGAGCCAGGCUGCUUGUUAGAAUUUGGUUCUUUGACCUGGAGACAGGUACUGGUACUCCCAACCCUGUGAGGUGGGGUGGGGGGUUCAGUGAGAAAGGGGUGGCGAUCAUUUGGAUCAAAUCCUUGGAGAGAGAUGCAAGAAGGUUGGUAUAGUUCCUCAAGGUUCCAGGAGGGGGCAGUAGAGUGUCAGACAGACCAAAAUAUUCUAGGUCAAAGCUGGAAGAGGCCUGAGAGUUCAUGUGACUCUCCUCAAUUUACAGGCAAAAAGACUGAGUCCCAGAGGUGGGAUGUUUGAGCGCACAAAAUGGAUUGGUUUGUGGGAGUCCUAGAUAUAAAUUGGUCUGUUGAUCUCACUGCUCUUCCUCACAGUCAGAUGAAACUAUAGGGUAUUUUAGAUAAUGUCACCUCCAUUUUCUCAUGUGACCCCAGAGGUCUUCAGAGAAGGCGAGCGGGAUGUUCAUCGUAUUUUACGAGCAAGGAAACUGAUGGAGAGGAUGAAGUAACGUGCCAGAGGUUGCAUAGCCAACUGAUUUAGACUAGAAUGUGGGAUCCCAAGGCCUAGGGUGCCCUCUGGCCUCAGAUCCAGCCUGCUGCCAGGAGGAGAGGCCUGUUUGAGCCCUCGGUCACCAGCAGAAUCACCACCUAGUCUAUGGGCACAGGCCCGGGGACCUCCCUGCCAUCACUACUGAGGUUGGACUCCAUCUUGACGCUACACUCUCUGCUCUAGAAGCCACUGCCCUUAUGAACCUGCAUGAGGUUUUGCAUUCAAGGAAGUCCACUUAUUCUCUCCACUUGCCAAGGUACAAGCAGUGAUAGGACCCUCAGGAGAGGGGAACAGGGAUGCAAGGAAGGGGCUGGGUACGAGGGAGGCGGGAGUUGACCGUGCUCUGCCACCUGUGGAGGUAGUGCUGGUUUCUGCUGCUGUCACAGUACAAUUCAUGGCACGAAGUUAGCAUCUUCAGUUAUGGAGGUCAGACGGUCUAAUAGGGCCUUUGGGCUAAAAUCUAGGUCUCAGCAGAGCUAUGUGCUUUUUUGGAGAAUGUAGGAGAUUCUGUUGUCUCCCCUUUUCCAGCACUUAGAGGCCUCCCGCGUUGGCUCAUGGCCUCUUCCUCCAGCUGCAAAGCCUCUUCAUCACCCCUCUCUGACCUGAGCUGGGAAAGAUUCUUUACUUUUAAGGACCCAGGUGACUAGAUUGACCCUGCCCAGAUAAUCCAGGAUAGUCUCCCCACCACAAGGUCCUUAAGGGCGGUCCUGUCUGCCAGUCCCUUUAACCAUGUAAGGUAGUCACAGGGUCAGAGUUUAGGAUGUGGGCAUCUACAGGGUCACUGCUCUACCACAGAGACUUGUCUUACUUAUGACCUCAUCCUCUUGUCCCACACUUUGACAUCACUGAUUCCUCCCCUCAUCUGUCUGGGUCUGGCCAAUCUGGACCCAGCCUGGUGCUCAGGGUAGUUGGCUGUGGUGUAGGGCCAGGAGUGACCUUCUUGGCAAGCGCGGUCUCACUGUGCUGUUCCAACUCCCUCUUCCCCUCUGCCCCGGUCCUCCAUGGUGACAUGGCCUUGUGACUCCGUCUCCAGGGGAGACCUCACCUUUUGUUAAACUGGUUGGUGAUGGGGCUUUGGUGCCUGUAGGCAGAGCUGACUUGCCUUGGUGCCUGAGCAAUGGAUGUCACUCCUGGACACUCUGGUGUGAGAUGUGAGGAGGCCUUGCAGAUGCUCGAGGCGCUGGUACUAUGCUGGGUUAUUCGUUUCUUCAGGCCAUGAAAGCCCUCGGAGAUAGACUGGUAUCCAAUUCACCUAUGAGAAAACAGCCUCAGAGAAGUAAAAUGAGUCUCCCAAGCCCUCACAACUGAGCAGAGGUGGAGCUCCUGCUUGAGUUCAGAGCCUCAGUCUCCUUGAAGAGGUGGGAGGGCCGAGCAGGGAGGCAGACUGGGUUCCCCUCCACGGAGGAGUUCCCUUUUCUCUAACUGGUGGCUUUGUGGAGAAUCCAAUGAGAAAAUGGAUUUCGGUGCUGCUCAGGGGACGGGUGGCCUUUAUUAGCUUGAGAGCCCCGCUCUCCGGUGGGUCCCAUGUCGGUGGGCCCAGGGAACCCCAGGUUCCUAGGCUGUGUCUACACUCCAGCUCUCAGCCAAAGGGCUGUGCUUUGGGGUGAAGAGGCAGUUGGGCUGGUAAACAAUAGCAGUAAGUUUGGGGCUUUCCUUUGACAGGGCUGGGGACGGGAAAUGAGGAAGACUGUGAUGAUGAGUGGCAGGGUGGGUAGGUCUGGCAUGCCCAUGUGUGAAGUUCAGUUAUUCAGGGGAGGCAACAGGGCUGCUCGGGCUGGGGGAAGUGCUGUCCCACCCACUAAACAAUGUAAACAUACCUGCCAGGCACCCCAGCAGGCAGCCAGGGUGAGGAUAAGGCCUUGGGGUGGGGGCUCUGUAUUUUCAGCCCUUGGGAACACAGCUCUGCCCUGGCCCUUUCCAGAGCAGCUAUUCUUUGGAAGGGACACCAGUUUCUAGCUCUGGAGGCCCUUCUGGUGAUUUCAUCUACCUCUCCCCUCUCUGCACUCAGACAAGGGCGAAGAAACUGCCCACAUGCUAAAUCUUGAAAUAACCAGGCAUUUAGUAAAUGUCCUGUACUUUGGGAAAAGCCAAGUGUAAGACUUAGUUCCUGCCCUCAAGCUAAUCAGUAAGGUAGAAAAUAUGCUUGCAACUGCGAACAACCUUGUUUUUCCUUUCUCUGCAUCCACAGAUCUGGCCACAUACCUGGAAUCAUCCACUGGCAACUGCCCCAGACAGUGAGGGUGAUCCUGAAGAGUGGCAAGUGAUGUCCGCAUCAGAGUGUCCCGGAGUGACUUACAGCAGGAGGCUUGACGGUGACAAUCAGGAAGGUACAGCUUCAAAGCCUUCAAUUUUCUAAUCUAGUAUCUAUGUCUUUUAUUUUUUCUAAAAGACGACUUCCGGAUUAUUUAAGCUUUGAGUUUCACAGACCCGAAAUCCACUGCUGCUUGCGUUCCGAUGUUUCAGCUACAUGGCAGAGAUUCCUGACCUUCUACGCUGUUGCUGGUGCGUGGCUGCCCAGUCAGGGCCUACAGUUCCCUAAUCAAAGGAAUGCGGCAGAAGGGAUACUCCCACUGUUCCCAGGCCUGACCUGUUAAACUUCCCUCACAGCCCUGUGGGGUGACCCUAACACAAGGCCUCAGCAGCAGGAAGGGCUGUGCAGAAUAGCCCCCCACCUCCCCAGCUGCCUCCUCCACACCACACACAUUCUUUUCAUGAGUGAGAAGUAAACUGUUAAGUUGUUGAGAUCUGAGGGUUUAUUUGUUACAGAAGCUGGUGUUAACCAACAUACCACACUAAAAAGCAGACUCUCAAGUUCUAAUAAUCUCUAAUUAAUCCAACAUUCUAAGCAGCUUUUGGGAAAUCUGAAAAAAAAAAAAAAUAUUAGGUAUUUUCCUUUCUGAGAGAAGGUGCUGACUCUGUCAUCAAACAGACUGUGAGUGGCAGGGCUGUCAGGUGCAGGCCGUGGGAGUGAGGGUGCUUUGGCUGGAAGGGUGGAUUUUGUGUGGCUUUAUUCACUCAUAAAAUGGGCGGCAGAAGAGAGUUAGUGUGUUUUAUGAAACAAUAAAAAAGGAGGGAGGAAAAAUACAGCAAAAAUAACCAUCAAAUAAACAGCACAGACUGGAUCAGCAAACCCAGGGUUCUGCAGGCCAGGAGUGAGGGGGAGACAUGGACACAGUCACAUUUCCCCCGCCCUCCUCUCCGUGAAGUCGAGAUUUCACACAGUUUCAGUGUCUUCAGUGUCUAGCAAUAAACAUGGGGUCACAUUUCUCUCCUGCUUAACAAGCUACAGCUCCUGUGGCACCUGUUCUUCCUGAUAUGUCUCCUGCUCCUUCCCAGGUUCUGCAUGGAAGGCUCCACAUGCUUUUCUUUCUUUGGGUGCAGAGUGAAGUGCCAGAUGUGUGGACAAGGAGAGAUGGCAACUGUGCCUAGAAUCCAGCCAUGCCUCACUGCUGAGGCACCCCCGGAAAACUGUGAAAGCCACUUGUUGGGCUUGUGCUUAGGGAGACACCAAAUUAGGGAGCACAUAGAGGUGGGUGCAGUCUGAUUUUAGAGAAGCCUCGAAGUCAUUCUGGGAGACAAAGUACGUCGAGCCUGAAGACAGGACUUGAACAAGCAGCAUAGUCAGUGAUCAAAUUGCCUGAGAAACUCAGGUUCACUCAACAAGACGAUGACUUUGCAGAGCACCUAUCUUGGGUGGUGAGGGAAAUUGAGGUCAACUCUGGUGCAGACAGGCCACUUAUUUUAUAUGUUCACUGGACUGGUGGAUUUGAAUUUCCAGUAGUGUUGGUAUAUCUGGAUUCCAUCAAGGCAUCUGAGAAAGUAUUAGGUGAUCAAUUUAUGGGUCUAUUGCUAAAAUACAGUUGUCUAUUGUUUCUUGCAGGGGAAAGGAUUAUAGUUGAUAUCUGAUGUAGUAAGGCCUCAAACCACCAUGUUUAAUGUUAUAGCAACAUUGGCAAAGAUAUAGAAGUCAAGUUUAUCAAAAGCUGUAUCCUUUGCCCCAAAUAUCUAGACAUGGAUGAGCAAGUCAUAACUUUAAUUUAAAAAAUCUCAGUAUUCAGGGGCCUCCCCUGGUGGUGCAGGCAGUUGAGCGCUGCGCUGUGAAGCUGUCUGCAGCCUCUGCAGCACUGGUUCUAUCCCGGCCGGCCGGCGAGGGUCACACAUGGUGCAGCAGACCUCUCCUGUCUCGCCUGCUGCUCCCUCAGCAGUGUAUUUCAUCAGUCUGCCUGUUCUGUUCCCCGCUCUGUCUCUGGUGAAUCCUCUCACCCUCCUGUGCAUCUGGCCUGUACCCUAGUUCUUAUAUAAAUAAAUAAAUAAAUCUUAAAAAAAAAAAAAAAAACCAGUAUUCAGCAUAGAAUGAGAAUGAAGUGACUUGAUCAGAGUUGAAUAAAAAAUCUUGGGAUUUUGGUGACCGCGGGUAUAAGUUUCCUACAUCUGCUGUAAAAUUCUACCAGAAUUUAGGAGAUGGUUUAAACCAACAGAAAUGUAUUCUUGCACAAUAGUUGUGCUUAGAAGUCUAGAAUCAAGGUGUUGGAAGGGCCGUUCUUACUCUGAAAUCUAGGGAAGAAUCCUCCUUGCCUCUUUGUUUCUGCUCACAGUAUUUGUGUUCCUUGGUCUGGGCAGCACAGCUUUGACUCUGUCUGUGUCCUCACCAGCACCUUCAGCCCAGUCGUGGGUUUGGGCCCACUCUACCCAGCACGACCUCAUCUUUACUUGAUUACAACUGCAAAGACUAUUUCCAAUUAAUAUAUUUUAUUUGGAAUAACUCACAGGUGCUGGGGAGCUGGUACUUGAACAUGUCUUUUUGGGGGUACAAAAUUAAACCCCACAACACCCAGUAUGGCCAACAAUGUGGCGUGGUUGCUGCUCGAGUUGCCGACUUUGACUAGGCUGAAUCACAAGAGAUCCACCUGCAGCAGGAAGGGAGUAGGUCUAGGCUGCUGGCAGCACACCUGGUGAGCCCUGGCAGGACGUAGCUCCUCCCGCUCCCCUCUGUGUCCAUGCUCCAGACCCAGCUUUUCCUUUUGUCUUCUAGACUGUUGAUUCCUGACUUCAUUGCUGUUCUUCUUCCCCCACUCACGCAUUAAAUGGUUGUAUUCCUUAGUGCUUUCAGGCAGAUCCUCUCUUUCUAUGUAUUUUUUCUAUGUUGAUAUCCUCUUAUGAAAUUUCAUUUAUAUACCAUUUACAUACAGAUGAUUCUAGAAUCUUUUGGAGAUGUCUCCUGAAACCCAACUAGAUUUCAGUAUCUUAUCUGAGUAUCUCCCAAAUCAGCCUCUUUGUCUCCUUCCUCUUUUAGAAACUGCGCCUCAUCCAGAGUUUCCAGGCUCAGGUGUCUAAGAAGCUGCAAGUCAAGACCCAGAAGAAAGAGGCAUUUCUUAAUAAUGAUUACUCAGCUAUAUCUCAAAGAAGUAAGAAAACAAUUAAGGAAAUGAGAUGCUAAGGAAAUGAGGGGAAGAACAAUCUCCCAAAGGUGGACCCGCCCAGUAUACCUUCUCAGCGUUUCAUCCCAUUUCCUCUUAUCCACCUGCAUAAAAGUGACCAGCCUCUCCUGGUGGCAAAGAGCAUCAAGGAAGAAGACACAGAAGCAGCAGAGGCUCAGCAGUGAGAGGACAUGAAGGCGCAGCGUGUUUCCCUGUGUCUCCUGGGCGCAGCGCUCUUCCUGUGCUCCGUGCGCGCCCGGAGCCUCAGGCGGUGCCUGGUGUCCGCGGACAUGCGCCACUUAGAGGAGAGCUUCCAAGACAUCAAAGGAGACAUUCAAGCCAGGGACACCUUGCAGAAUGUCACCAUCCUGGUCAUGUCGGACACCCUGCACAGUAUUAAGCUCUUAGACGUGUGCUGCGUGACCAAGAACCUCCUGGCAUUUUAUGUGGACCGGGUGUUCAAGGAUCACCGGGAGCUAAACCCCAAAAUCUUGAGAAAAAUCAGCAGCAUCGCCAACUCUUUCCUCUACAUGCAGAAGACUCUGCAACAAUGUGAGCGGACACUGUGUCACUGCAGGCAGGAAGCCACCAAUGCAACCAGAACGGUCCACGACAACUAUAACCAGCUGGAUGUCCCAUCAGCUGCCAUUAAGUCUCUGGGAGAACUUGACAUCUUUUUAGCCUGGAUCAACAAGAAUCAUCAAGACACUUCCACUGCCUGAUGAUCAGGAGCCUCGUUGCAGGAGUGACCCCCUAGGAGGUUUCUGGGGGAAUCAGCCAACAUGGAAGGUUGGGGAAUGGGGCAGACCUCAUUUUUAUGCAAAUGCAGUUUUUUAAAAGGUAACAUUGGUUUACAGCAUUGCAUAUGAUUUAGAGGUACAGAAUCAUACCCUUUCGGAUGUUUGCUGAUGCACAACCGCCCACCACGAAGGCACCCAUAGUCCUCCAAUGUACAGUCCACUGGGCCCGUCCACACGGCUGUCCACCACUCUCUUCCCCUCUCCCCCUCAAUUCUAUAGCAAGUGAUUUUUUUUUUUUGAAAAACCCUGCACUGAUUUGGAAUUCUGGCCCUUUGUGCUAAGGCAUUCUAGGGAAAAAUCUAGGUAUGAGCUGAUCGUAUCCUAUAGCAAAUGUCCUACGGGCUGGUCCCAGGCUGUCUGAUCCCAUUUGAAAGUAGCCAAAUAACCUAAGGUCAUAUUUAUGAUGAAACUUGUCUGCCCAAAAAAAAAAAGGCCCUGUGAGCCUUCCUGAAGGGCAAGGGUCGGCUUCCCCUAAUUUAUUGUGAAGUUGUUUAUCCAUGUCUGUGAUGUGAGCUGAGCGAUAUUCUGUAGUACACAUUGUACUGACUGAUUUUUCUAAAUAA
Talpa occidentalis (Iberian mole) is the source of this 8688-nucleotide messenger RNA. It is a transcript of the gene IL19, whose product is annotated as interleukin 19. NCBI's taxonomy places the organism in Eukaryota, Metazoa, Chordata, Mammalia, Eulipotyphla, Talpidae. Bases 7517 to 8047 code for a protein of 176 amino acids. The record is from RefSeq and is a predicted model, not a curated record. The transcript is spliced from 8 exons.